Phaedon cochleariae (mustard beetle) is the source of this 825-nucleotide messenger RNA. NCBI's taxonomy places the organism in Eukaryota, Metazoa, Arthropoda, Insecta, Coleoptera, Chrysomelidae. The record is from the annotation of a GenBank genome assembly.
AUGAAUGUUUUAAAACAUAAAUUCAAAAAAGUAAUCUUUCAUGUGACUGAACGUGUUUAUUCUCCGAAAUCAUACUUCUCAAUUUCGAGACCAUUACAUCAAUUAUGUAAAAUUGAUUCCUUUGGCUGGUUUUUAUUGACAAUACCAGCAUCUACCUUCUCAUUAGGAGUUUGGCAAAUUCAGCGAAAGUCCUGGAAGGAAGCACUUAUUGCAGAUUUAGAAGAAAAAACUAAUAGUCAACCCACUUCCCUUCCUGAAAAUAUUGUAGAAAUAAAUCAACUAGAGUAUAAGCCAGUGCAUGUGAGAGGACAGUUUCUACAUGAUAAAGAAUUAUACAUGGGACCUAGGUCCCUUCUUGUUCAUGGAGAUGCUAGUUCAAACAGUUCACUAGUGUCAGGAAAUUCAAGUUCAGGAUAUUUAGUAGUUACACCAUUCAAGUUAGAGGGCAGAGAUGAGACAAUUCUUGUGAAUCGAGGAUGGGUACCAGCAAAACAAAAAGAUCCAAGAACCCGUCAAAGAGGGCAGGUUGAGGGAACCGUGGAUGUGAUUGGUAUAGUCAGGACCAAUGAAAAUAGACCAAACUUUGCUAUGAAGAACCAAGAAGGAAGCAACUGUUAUUUUUAUAGAGAUUUGGAAACGAUGGCUACAAAAGCUGGUACUGCACCUAUAUAUCUUGAUGCCACAAUUGAUUAUGAUGUUCCCCUAGGUCCAGUUGGAGGUCAAACACGAAUUUCGAUGAGAAAUGAACAUUUGUCUUACAUACUCACUUGGUUUUCAUUAAGUGGUGCUACUAGUUUUAUGUGGUAUAAGAAAUUCUGGAAAUAA